Molecule: messenger RNA, 1212 nt
Organism: Choloepus didactylus (southern two-toed sloth)
Lineage: Eukaryota; Metazoa; Chordata; Mammalia; Pilosa; Megalonychidae
Product: arginine/serine-rich coiled-coil protein 2-like
Exons: 1
Coding region: 135-644 (169 amino acids)
Source: RefSeq, a predicted model, not a curated record
CAUAGGAGUAGAAGCAGAAUAGGACAAGGAGUAGAAGUCGAGAUAGAAAGAAGAGAAUUGAAAAACCAAGAAGAUUCAUCAGAAGUUUAAGCCGGACUCCCAGUCCACCUCCCUUUAGAGGUAGAAACACUGCAAUGGAUGCACAAGAAGCCUUAGCUAGGAGGUUGGAAAGGGCAAAGAAAUUACAAGAACAACGAGAAAAGGAAAUGGUUGAAAAACAAAAACAACAAGAAAUAGCUGCAGCAGCUGCAGCUACUGGAGGGUCUGUCCUCAAUGUUGCUGCCCUGUUGGCAUCUGGAACACAAGUCACUCCUCAGAUAGCCAUGGCAGCUCAAAUGGCAGCUCUGCAAGCCAAAGCUUUGGCAGAGACUGGAAUAGCUGUACCUAGCUAUUAUAACCCAGCAGCUGUGAACCCAAUGAAAUUUGCUGAACAGGAGAAAAAAAGGAAAAUGCUUUGGCAAGGCAAGAAAGAGGGGGACAAAUCCCAGUCUGCUGAAAUAUGGGAAAAAUUGAAUUUUGGGAAUAAGGACCAGAAUGUCAAAUUUAGGAAAUUAAUGGGUAUUAAGAGUGAAGAUGAAGCUGGAUGUAGCUCAGUUGAUGAAGAAAGUUACAAGACUUUGAAGCAACAGGAAGAAGUAUUUUGAAAUCUAGAUGCUCAGUAUGAAAUGGCAAGAUCACAGACCCACACACAGAGAGGAAUGGGAUUGGGUUUCACAUCUUCCAUGCGAGGAAUGGACACAGUUUGAAAAAUACCACAAUUUCAAAGUUUGAGACUAUAUAGACUUCUUGUUUGGAUGUCAGGUCCUUGUUCACCAAAUAGCUAGGAUUCUAGCUUGCAUGGGUGUUGCAUUGACUUUAAUUUAUUGAAAAAUACGAUUUUUUGUAAAUAACAGAUCAGUGAUACUGGUGUCAGUGUUGUAAUCAGGUUAAACCCACUUCCAUUAAAGUUGACAGAACUAUAGAAGGACAAUAUUUUUAGUUCAUGAAUUCUACUUUUCAAACAUAUAAAAGCUGCAGGUGGGAUAUAAUCUCAUACAUGGAUUUUUUGUGUCCGCUGUCUUGUGUACUUUUGUACUUAACCUUGUACAGUUAUUUUCAUCUCUUGAAACCUGAAAGAAAUGUUAUGUAGAUGUUCUUUAGAAGAUCCAGCCAUUUGGCGUAUAAUCCAGCACAAAGAAGCUGGGUGGUGAUGAUAAUAAAAAUGGUUUUCUC